Molecule: messenger RNA, 951 nt
Organism: Thamnophis sirtalis
Lineage: Eukaryota; Metazoa; Chordata; Lepidosauria; Squamata; Natricidae
Gene: CUNH2orf76
Product: chromosome unknown C2orf76 homolog
Source: RefSeq, a predicted model, not a curated record
CUUUCUCCACCAGGAAAUGACAGGCGAGAGGCGACGAAGCCUUCUAGCCACGUGAUUCGAAGGAAGGGGCGGGAUUCAUUUGACUGACUUCUCUGGGGCGAAGCGGCGAGGCGAGGAAGUGAGAUUCUCUUGAGGAAACUAUAGGAUUCUUAGCUAAGCCGUCCCGGGGAGUGGCAGGUGAUUUCAGAGGUAAUUUGCAGUUAAUUUCACAUGUCAUCCGAAAGUAUGAUAGUUACCGUUCGUCUUAUUCGCUCUUUUGAACAUCGUAAUUUCAGGCCCGUUUUGUACCGCAAUGUUAACCUGGACCAGACUGUAAAAGAAUUUAUUGCGUUUGUGAAGAAGGAUAUCACAUCGAGGACAGAACUUUUGCCGCCUUUCAGAAAAUAUACUUAUGACACAAUGAAGAUUAUCCAUCAAGCGCAUGGCUCUAAGACCAAUGAACUUGUUCUGAGUUUAGAGGAUGAUGACAAACUCAUCUUGGUGGAAGACAGCACCUUGAAAGCAGCUGGAGUAGCGAAUGAAACAGAACUCGCAUUUUUCUGCAUGGAUGAUUACAGAAAAUACAAGACCAAUCCCGUUGCUACCUGGUGAACACCAAGAAAAUUGAGGAGGGGGGAAAAUCUGCACUGUUAAUGAGACAGUUUAUCCUGAAAUCCUAAACAUUUAUGUUAACAAGCAUUGAGACUUUUAUUUACAGCAAUGCAAGACCCAUUGAAGAGUGGGGGGGGGGAACUACAAACAAUGACAUUGCUUUCUGACAAGACUAAUUUCUCUUCCUGAAAUGUGUGAUUUUGUAAAAUAAUAAUAAGCAUACGCUGAUACCUUCUCUGUAUGGCUUGCAAAUAGGAAUUUGUAUGUAGAUUGACAGAGUCAUUUAUGUCAAAAUGAAGAUGUAUCAGCUUCAGAAAAGAACCAUGCAUAAAAAAACAACAACGCCCGGUAAUCUUACCA